This is a messenger RNA of Diorhabda sublineata, 7323 nucleotides long. It is a transcript of the gene mys, whose product is annotated as integrin beta-PS. The transcript has 14 exons. Lineage: Eukaryota; Metazoa; Arthropoda; Insecta; Coleoptera; Chrysomelidae. The coding region runs from base 507 to 3056 and encodes 849 amino acids. Gene Ontology annotation, molecular function: integrin binding. Gene Ontology annotation, cellular component: focal adhesion; cell surface; integrin complex. Gene Ontology annotation, biological process: cell adhesion mediated by integrin; integrin-mediated signaling pathway; cell-matrix adhesion. The record is from RefSeq and is a predicted model, not a curated record.
UUUGUCAUCUUUACUAUUUUUGUGAUAUUAAAUCUUUAUAAAUUUGUUUUAAAUAGAGUUUUAAAAUUGUGUUUAAAAUAACAUGCUUCACAUACACCAUGUGUGUGUGGGUGUAAGGUACCUAUUAACUAUCUGGGAUUGGUUACAGAAACAUAAAGAAAUUACACCUACACUAAUGGUAAUUUCUAGUACUAACUACAAUUCUUAAAUCUUUUUAGUUCUACUAAGAAGUCUUAUCCCUUGUAGUUUCACUGAUCAUUAAUCAGUUUGUUGGUUCUCAAAGUUGUGACUCAGUUUCUAAAAAUAUUUUUAUUGCUUACCUAUCUACAUCCUCUGCUAGGAUUUGAUUGCAGUUUAAAUUAUGCAAUUAAAUCAGUUACUUUUUUGUAAUUUCCUCUAAUAGUUUGAUAAGAAAAUUAAAUUAAUUAUGAAUUUAUAAAUAUAAUACCCAGUAGAAAGUGCUUUAGAACAAAGAAUAUCAUUUCUUUGAACUUUAAUAAAAUAUAAUGGAGGCGCCGUGGUCGAAAAGCUUUUUAAGAAACUGCCUAAUUUUAAGCAUAAUAAGUACAGUUGUGAUAGCCCAGUUAACUCAAAGAUUCAGCUCUCCAAAUCCCUGCACAUCGAAAGGAAAAUGUCACGAGUGCAUACAAACGCCGGGCUGUGCGUGGUGUUACGACCCAAAUUUCGGUGACGGGCCGCGUUGUUUCCAACCGUCGCUGGAAUAUCAACAACAAAAGAAAUGUCUUGAAGAGUUUGUUCUUAAUCCCGAUAAUAUCCUCAGCGUUUUAAGUAAUUUAGAGCUGACAAAAGCUCGUAAAGGAAACGCCGCAGUCGGUGGUACGUUGGUAACGGGAGUCGAAGGUAGUUACAACGCAUCUGAACACUGGUCAGUACACGGUUCAGAAACUGGAAGCGCCGGAGGUGGUGGAGCUGCCGGUAGUGCUGGUGGAAAUAUAGUACAAGUCGCACCUCAAAGACUGAAUUUGAAAUUAAGAGCAAGACAAUCCUACAGCAUUUCGAUGCAAUAUACUCAAGCAGAAGAUUACCCCGUGGAUCUUUAUUACCUCAUGGAUCUCAGUAAAUCUAUGUACGACGAUAAAGAAAAACUGUCUUAUUUAGGUGAUAGUUUGGCUAAUACAAUGAAGAAACUCACUUCGAAUUUCAGGCUGGGUUUCGGUAGCUUCGUUGACAAAGUUGUCAUGCCUUAUGUUAGUACAUUGCCUGAAAAGUUGCGGCGCCCCUGUGAUAAUUGUGUAGCUCCUUAUGGAUUUCGACACCAUAUGACUCUUGACAAAAAUACGCAAUUUUUUUCACGUAUGGUCAAACAAGCUAACGUCUCUGGAAAUCUGGACGCGCCCGAAGGCGGUUUCGACGCUAUAAUGCAAGCUAUAGUUUGUCGUAAUCAAAUCGGUUGGAGAGAACAAGCUAGAAGACUGUUAGUGUUUUCCACUGAUGCUAGUUUUCAUUACGCUGGAGAUGGAAAGCUUGGAGGCAUAGUGAAACCGAACGAUGGCAAAUGCCACUUAUCCGGUGAUGGUUUUUACACGGAAUCAUCUUUUCAAGAUUAUCCUUCUAUCGAACAAAUAAAUCUGAGCGUCAAGAAAAAUUCCAUAAACGUAAUUUUCGCCGUUACGAAAUCCACCAUAGAAAUAUACGAACAACUUGCGAAAACUAUAGAAGGUGCUUCUGUCGGUAAAUUGGAAGGCGAUAGUUCCAACAUCGUUACGUUGAUAAAAGAACAAUACGAACAAAUUUCAUCGACGGUUGAGAUGAAGCAUAACGCCUCAAGCGCUUUGAGCAUCAAAUUCUUUUCUAGGUGUUUGAACGCCUCCGGGGCGUUGGUUAAUACCAACAAAUGUGGCAAGAUAAAGGUAGGAGACGUUGUUAGUUUCAAAAUCGAUCUCGAAGUUUUAGAAUGUCCCAAAAACCGAGCGGAUCAUUUCCAAACGAUAAAAAUUUACCCAGUCGGUAUAAACGAAAGUCUGAUAAUAGAUUUGGAAAUGUUGUGCGAAUGUAAUUGCGAACGACCUGGAGAUAAGUAUUAUAAAGAACAAGCGCCGGCUUGUUCGUCUAUGGGUACGUACAAAUGCGGUAUCUGCGAAUGUUACCCCGGUGCUUUCGGACCCCAUUGCGAAUGUCUUCCCGACGAAUUACCGACUAAUAUUACGGCGACCGACUGCAUCCAACCGGACAUACCGAACGCAAUCGAAUGUUCCGGUAGAGGGCAGUGUGUGUGUAAGAAAUGUAUUUGCGAAUCUAGGCUCAGCGAGAACGAAAGAAUUUAUGGUAAAUAUUGCGAAUGCGACAACUUCUCAUGCGAACGUCACGACGGUAAACUAUGCAGCGGUGCCGAUCACGGUAUUUGCGAUUGCGGUGUUUGUCAUUGCAAAGACGAAUGGACUGGUACGAAUUGCGCUUGUAUCAAAUCGAACGCUUCUUGUUACGCCCCAGGUGUUAUCGAUGGUAAAAUUUGUUCGGGACAUGGUAGAUGCGAAUGCGGUGUUUGUAUUUGCGACAGCAAUGAAGAAGGUCCUUAUUCAGGAAAAUUCUGCGAUAGGUGUCCGACAUGUUCGGAUAGAUGUUCCGAGUUCAAAGAAUGUGUCCAAUGUCAACAGUACCAAACAGGACCUCUUAAAAAUCCUGAAGACUGUUCCAGUAAUUGUACAAAGUUCACCCCUUCCUCAGCCGAUGUGAUUACUGUUGAUGCCAAAAAUAGCGAAGUGCUAUGUGCGUAUUACGAUGAGGAUGAAUGUAGAUUCAAAUACGUUUAUUAUUUUGAUACCGAAAAUAAAAUUCAAGUGAGAGCGCAAAAGAAUAGAGAUUGUCCUGAAAAGGUAUAUGUUCCUGGUAUCGUAUUGGGUGUAAUAGCAGCAAUCGUUCUUAUUGGUAUGGCUGUUCUUUUGCUAUGGAAACUAUUGACUACAAUACAUGAUAGAAGAGAAUUCGCCCGGUUUGAAAAAGAAAAAAUGAUGGCAAAAUGGGAUACGGGUGAAAAUCCUAUCUAUAAACAAGCUACUUCGACAUUUAAAAAUCCAACCUAUGCCGGAAAAGGUUAAUCUACAACAGGAUCUAGUAUUUUUUAAAAUUUUUACUGCCAUUUACAGUGAUGGAUCGAUACUGCUGAACAAUGUUUAAUUUACUCAGUACUAUCAUAAAUUGAUUUUAAAAAAAAGCAGUAUCUGCAUCUAAAAAUCCAGCUUUAAAUCGGUGGAUAUCUUAGUUGUACAUAAAUUGUAAUAAAGAGGCCAAACUAUUAGAUUUGAAAGCACAUGUAUUGAUUUUUCAAAAAUUUUCUUCAUUUUUGAACUCGUAAAAUUUUAUUUUUCUUUCCAUCAUAACUUCCAUUAAAAUAUUGUUGGGAACUUGAUUCAAAAGUUGUGCAAAUGCUUCAUGAUUUUAAUUCAGAAAUUUGAAAUGCAAUUUUUCAACCUAUAUGAGAUUGUCAGCCUCCAGAAUAUCUUCUAUACAUAUUAACAUUUUCUUAUAAUUUUGAAUAUUUUUUCUGUUCAACUUGUUUUGUAUUUGAAAAUUUUUUCCAUUUUUCAAAUAUUAAUAACAAAUUUUUUUCUAUAGAUUUUUUAUUCACUUACAACUAGGUGAUGUAAAUACUUCUAGUAAUAUACAGAAUAGUCACAAAAAAUCUUAUGCCUCCUCUUUUGUUUAUUUUAGUAAAAUUUUUGUCGAACUAUUGACUGUACACUAUUGAUUGGUUUGAUUAUUGUGAAAAUUGGUGCUUAAUGGAAAAUGUUAGGAAAAUCAAUACAGUUUUAUUAAAUUUGUUCGGAUUUUAAUAGUGAUUUUUAAGAUAUUCAUCCAACUGUUCCGUAAACUUCCGUGCCAUAAUAAUAUAACACACUGUAUUUGAAUGAUAUUUUUAUUGUUUUGAAUUGAAAAAUCGUGUUUCCAAUUAUUGCUAUUGUAUAUAUUAUUAUCAGGAACGGGUCUCUAUGAUUCUCUAAAAAACCACCCCCACAAGCAGCAAAUACUACAAAAAAAAUAUUUUUUUCAUUUCAUUAUAUCUCCACAUAAUGUUUAGAAAAAUUUAUUGAAUAUAAAGGACCAGAAGAUACUUCAGUGUGUGCCCGGCUUAUAAUAAUAAUAAUGUGGCGUUUUCGAGGUACCAUAUGUUAGAAUUUAGUACCAUAUAUGUACCAAUAAUUGGAUUAGUUGCCUUUCAGUUGUUUUUUUUAACCGAAUUUAUGAAUUAAACGAAAAUAUACCUCUCCUUGUUUAUAAAAACAUCGCAUUUCAUGGAAAAAUGUCUGUUUCCAAAGUUAUUGGCCAAUUAAUGUAAACUAAGCUAAAGUAAACCUAACCUAACUAAAAUAUAGGUCUGUUCUUCGGUUCCCAAUUUCAACGUAAAUAAAAGUUUAACAAACAAAAAUUAAACAAUUGAUUUUUUCUAACUGUACUUCUUUGUCCUCCUUGGCCAUAAGCCCAAAAAUAGGACCCCCAAAGUGAAUCAUUUUGUUUAUGAGGAUAAAUGGAUUGUACGACCUCGAAAACGCCAAACUAACGAUUUUCAACCAGGAACUGUAAUCAAGAAUCAUUUCAGGUACUUUUUUCGAUUGAUAUUUCAAAUUUCGGUUUUCCAAACAAUAAUAUACAUUUGAACUACCAGACCUGUUUUGACAACUAAUUAUUAUUGGAUUUUAUCGAAUUAUAAAUAUUUUGAGGUUAAGUUGUUUCGAAUUUGGAUGUUUUUAUCUUAUUACUGGUGUACAUGGCUAAUACAAGAGAAGAACUAAUAAAAGCCGUCAACAAAUUGGGAACAGAAGCAGGAAAUGUCGGUCUAGAAAUGAACCAAAAAAAAUCAAAUACAUGAAGAUAGCAGAAGAAGACGAAAGAAGAAUGGACCACCUAAGGACACAGGACACAGGUAUCCUCGUUCAAUUAUUUAGGGAUAACAAUGAGACAUACGUCUAAAGGAACGAUAAGGGAGAGAAUACAAAAAGGAUAUCAAACAUAUGGAAAAAAUAAAAAGUAACUCAAAAGCAAGGAUAUUAGUGAACGAACAAAAUAAGAAAAUAUAACAUAUUAAUAAGACUAAUGAUUUCGUACGCCAUGGAACCAACUGUCAUAAAUAAAAAGGAAGAAGAAGACCUGAAGAUAAUCGAGAGAAAAAUCCUGAGAACUAUAGUCUAACCAAAUAUCAUAGGAGGUGGUGAGAGAAAAUUGAAUAAAAAUAAAGAAAUGGGAGGAGAAAAUAUAAUAAAAGCACAAAGACUAAUCACGAGAGGGAAACAUACAGAAAUGGUGAAGAGGAUACCACAACGGAUACCUCUAUGGCCAAAAGACAGGCAGACCUGGAGAUAUUAAAUUGAAGAAGAUACCAGAAUCCUAGAAAUAGUAAACUGGAAAGUCAGAUGAAAAAACGAAAAGAAUUGAGAAUAAAGCUGACAAACGAAGCUAGGACCAACAAAAAACUAUAACAAAAGAACAAGGGGAGUAAUCGACCCCAAUAAAGGGAUAUAGGCGCCCCAAGCGCUUACCAUACCAUACCUAACCUAACCAUAUUCCAAGAGAUUAAACGGCAUGAUGAUGAUUGGAGUACAUGAACUAAUUGUGAUACAAUUACAAUAGUAAUUAAUUUAUCAACUUACUUUGAACUUAUUAAUAAGAAAUGUAUUAAUCUAAAUCUUGGAUUUCGAGUGUAGUUCUCAAAAUACUUUAGAAAUUUUAAUAUUCGUUUUCCGUUUUAUCAUAAAAGUUACUGAAGUGGUUUUUGUACAGAAAAAGUGUAUCAAUUCUCAAACGUUCAUGGUUCAGUUUCUUGUAGGGCACCAUGUAGAUAUAUUUAAAUGAAAAUAACUGCCGUACUUAUUUAGAAUUGUCCCUAAUAUAAAAUCAAAAAAUAUUUAUUGUUUUUGAUAUUUUAAAAAUAAUUUUUUUUGGAAAAAAUUUAAUGGUUUUUAAUUGUAGAUUUAUAAACUUAUUUGUAAUGCAAUAUUAGAUCUGACUUUUUAACAAUCCUUGUUGAAUUUUUAAAUUUGGUAACAUUUUUAGUUUCGAAAAUGUAUUUUUGAAUAUUUUAUUUAAAAAAAUGUGCCUAUUUCUCGAAUUAAGUGUCUUAACAGGACUAAUUAUACAAGGAGUUCAUCCAUUUUUCAUAAAUUUUAAAUUUCUACAUAUAUUUUUUCUUAUUAUUGCACUAAAUAGGGUAUCUCAAAUUUUUUGGUCAGUUUUUAUGGUUUUAAAAAGGUAUCCCAAAAAUUGAUGCAAGAUUUUUAAUUAAAUAGAAAAUAUAGUUAUCAGUCUUUAUUUGUAAGUAGUUAGUAAGUUGAAGUACACAGAAUAAGGUUAGGUUAGGUGUUUAUUAUAAAACUAACAUAACUUAACUUAACAAAGGUUUUGCUGGCUUAUACACAUUUUUUUGUUGAAUAUUUUAAUGACCAGCCCUGGUACAGUCUCCUUGAGUUUUUCAAUCAAUCCUUUUACAUUUAAAGUGGUGAAAAUACUAAUGCCAUCAUAUUUUGUAUAAAAUUUUUAUAUAGGAACUACCAAAGUUUCAAUUACCUUUCUACUUUUUCAGAACUGAAAAUGUGUGUAACAUGUAACGUUCCAUAUUUGAUAAUCCUAAACUUUUAGCUGAUAUAUUUCUUUUUUUCUGUUUUUAUGAAAAAUUUACCUCAAAAAUGGAAUAAACUAAAAUCUUGCAUUACUUUUAGGACACUCAUUAUAAAAAUUUUUCAUAUUGGAUAUUUAUGCUUAUGAAAAAUGUGAUGAUCAAUAUUUUUAUACAUAUAUUUUUUUUACAAUUGUUAAUGUUACUUAUAUAUGAUAUUUAUGUCUAACUUUUUACGAGUUUAAUAAGAAUCUCUAAUGAAUAUUCAGAUAAAGCACAAGAUUUUUUAAAAGGACUCGUGCACUAGUUUUCCCCGACAAACCCUAAUUGUCACGGUAGUUAGAUUUUUCUUCAGGUAUUUUUAAAAUUACCCAAAAACUUGCCUUUAAACUUUUUGAGGUGCUAAUUAUUGAUGUUGAUUUUAAAGCAGGACGAUUCUAUAUUUGAUUAAAUUGUCGUGAGCUUAUUUGAACAUUCAUUUAACGAAGCGUAGUACUUAAGUAACGCAAGUCAUAAAUAUUAGGUAUGUCUUUUACUAAAUUAUUAUUUUCCUUGUAAUAUAUUUGUAAAACUUUUGUUUGCAUGGGAGCUUAACAGCCAUUUGUCGUAUAUAUAAAUAUUUACAUGUUUUUAGCUAAUACUUUAUAAAAAAAAUUGUUAGCGUAACAUUAUGUGAAUCUUAUUCUUGAUCGACUGUUAAUUGAUUGUUUAGAUUUAUUGAAAAAGUGGAUAAUAAAAGGAAUUGUUUUGAUAAUCAA